Messenger RNA from Carcharodon carcharias (great white shark), 5398 nucleotides. RefSeq names its product SH3 and multiple ankyrin repeat domains 3a (gene shank3a). The record is from RefSeq and is a predicted model, not a curated record. Gene Ontology annotation, molecular function: ionotropic glutamate receptor binding; synaptic receptor adaptor activity. NCBI's taxonomy places the organism in Eukaryota, Metazoa, Chordata, Chondrichthyes, Lamniformes, Lamnidae. The coding region runs from base 8 to 5362 and encodes 1784 amino acids. Gene Ontology annotation, cellular component: dendritic spine; postsynaptic membrane; postsynaptic density. The transcript has 27 exons.
ACAGAGCAUGCCUCUCAGUCCGACAGCCAGGAAACAUGAGGAGGAGCAGCAGCAGAACACUUGCAACUGCAGCGAGGGUGAAGAGGAGGAGAGUUUCAGCAGAGAGGACACCAUCUACCACACCAUCAGGACGAGUGCAGCAGCCAAAACCGGCCACCAAAUGGACAACCCCGCGCCCAGCACUGUAGUCAUUCGCAUUGGGGUACCUGACCUGGAGCAGACGAAAUGUAUGAGGUUCAACCUCGAUGCUCCCGUGUGGGUGUCUAAGCAACGAAUUCUGUGCACUCUCAACCAGACGCUGAAGGAUGUACUAAACUAUGGGCUCUUUCAACCAGCAUACAACGGGAGGGUGGGGAAGUUUCUGGAUGAAGAACGUCUGCUCCGAGACUACCCGACACCCCCUGACACUCCCAUACCAUACCUAGAGUUCCGGUAUAAGAAACGAGUAUACAGCCAGAGUCAUAUAGAAGAGAAACAGCUGGCCAAGCUGCACACAAAGGCAAAUCUCAAGAAGUUCAUGGAAUACAUCCAGUACUAUCAUGCUGAGAAGAUCGGUAAGAUGCUGGAUAAAGGAUUGGACCCUAACUUCCAUGAUCCAGACACAGGAGAAUGUCCACUGACAUUGGCUGCACAGCUGGAGAGCACGUCUGAGAUUAUCAAGUUGCUGAAAAAUGGUGGAGCUCAUCUGGACUUCAGGACUCGGGAUGGAUUAACAGCUUUACACAAGGCCGUGCGAUGUCGGAACCACACUGCGCUAAUAACCCUGUUGGAUUUGGGCGCUUCUCCAGAUUACAAGGACAGCCGGGGGUUGACGCCUUUGUAUCACAGUUCGAUGGUGGGCGGAGACCCUUAUUGCUGUGAACUGAUUCUGCAUGACCAUGCUAAUGUUGGCUGCAUGGAUGAGAAUGGAUGGCAAGAAAUCCAUCAGGCCUGUCGGUAUGGACACGUGCAACAUCUGGAACACCUGCUGUUUUACGGAGCAGACAUGAGCACUCAGAAUGCCUCAGGGAACACCGCUCUGCACAUCUGUGCACUCUACAAUCAGGAGAGCUGUGCGAGGGUCCUUUUAUUUCGAGGAGCGAACAAAGAAGUUAAGAAUUACAACAGCCAGUCUGCAUUCCAGGUUGCCAUUAUAGCUGGGAACUUUGAACUGGCCGAAAUUAUCAAGAAUCACAAGGAAGCCGACGUUGUGCCUUUCAGAGAGACCCCAAGCUAUACCAACAGGCGACGAACUGGAGGAACUGCCCUCUCAUCCCCACGCACACUGCUGCGAUCUACCAGUGACAACAAUAUCAACAACCUCCCAAGUCGCACCUCCCACUCGCCUGUCCCAUCCCUCAGGAGCCUGCCGCCGCAGUUACUGAUGCAAAGAGUGCAGGAGGGAAGGGAUCGACAUCACAACCCUCCUCAGAGUAGCGAUGUUAACGGACCCGGUCACGGAGGAUGUGGGAAGGGGCGGCCCCCGGGCCCGGGUCGGGGUCCGGGUCCGGGUCCGGGACUGGGUCCUGAGCCGAACACAACCCCGGCUGCCGUGCACAGAGGACCCAAGCGCAAACUGUACAGUGCGGUUCCGGGACGGACCUUCAUCGUGGUGAAGCCCUACCAGCCCCAGGGAGAGGGUGAGAUCCUGCUGCACCGAGGGGAGCGAGUCAAAGUGCUGAGCAUUGGUGAAGGAGGAUUCUGGGAAGGGACAGUGAAAGGUCGGACUGGCUGGUUUGCUGCAGAAUGCGUGGAGGAGGUACAAAUGAGACAGUACAACACACGGCAAGAAACACGUGAAGACCGGACAAAGCGACUCUUCAGGCAUUACACAGUUGGAUCCUAUGAUAACUUUUCAUCUCACAGUGAUUAUGUCAUCGAGGAGAAGACAGCAGUGCUUCAGAAGAAGGAGAACGAGGGAUAUGGCUUUGUCCUCCGAGGAGCUAAAGCGGAGACUCCAAUUGAAGAGUUCACCCCCACACCAGCGUUCCCAGCUCUGCAAUACCUGGAAUCUGUGGAUGUGGAGGGAGUGGCAUGGAAAGCUGGGCUCAGGACAGGAGAUUUCCUGAUUGAGGUAAACAAUGUCAACGUGGUGAAGGUUGGACACAAGCAGGUGGUCUCCAUGAUCCGACAGGGAGGGAAUAACUUGCUGAUGAAAGUGGUGACAGUCAGCCGAAAGCCGGAACUGGAGGACGGAAUGAGGAAAAAAGCCCCACCACCCCCGAAGAGAGCGCCAAGUACCACACUGACUCUGCGUUCCAAAUCCAUGACUGCUGAACUCGAGGAACUAGCCUCUGUACGCAGAAGGAAAACGGAAAAAUUGGAUGAGAUCCUUGCAGCAGCUGAUCGCUCAGCCAGGACAGAGAAUGUGGCAGCAGACUCCCGAGCUGCGACGGUCAAACAGCGGCCUACAAGCAGGCGUAUCACACCAGCAGAGAUCAGUUCACUAUUUGAGCGUCAAGGUAUGUCCUCAAAGUCAACGCCACCAUCUGUACCAGAGAAACCACACGUCUCAAUGCCUAGAGGAAUGUCAAGGACAAAAUCUAUAGGAGCCUCUGAGGAUGAUAAACUGUCAGUCUCAGCCAUGGAGGGAAGGUUUUCACGCAGCACAUCCAUGCAAGACACUCUCCGGGAAGGACUGGGUAUACCCCCGCCUCCUCAGAUAGCCCCUCCCCCACCACCCUCCCCAUACCUUUUAGAUACAGGCCCUCCUCCUCCUUUCUCCCCACCUCCACCCCCAGGACGAACUUAUGACAAUGUGCGUUCCAGCUUUAAGCCCAACACUGAAGCGAAAAUUCAUGGGGGGCAGCAGGCGGUGACAUCAGCGGAGGUCUAUGAGCCAAGUCGGACUCCUGUGCCCCCAGUAGAAAGGCAGAAAAGAGCCAGGUCAAUGAUAAUCCUGCAGGAUUCGUCCUACUAUCCCAUAGAGCCAACAGACAUCCCCUGGCCCGGCCCCUCACCAACCUCUCAAGAGAAAAGCAAACGGAAAGCAAAGAUGGUCGACAACCCAUAUGCAAAUGUGGGCCAGUUCAACGUGGGCCUUUUUGCGCCAACAAAGCCACUUCGUAAGAAAAGCCCUCUGGUCAAACAGUUCCAGGUUGAAGACGCAAUAGAGAGGGCAUCAGCAGCUGGUUCUUCUGUGGCUGGCAAGGAGUUAUUAGCCAGGAGGAUAGCACAACACUCUGGAAAAGAGUAUGAGCAGCAGCAGAGAGAGGGAAUCAGCAAAGUGCAGGAGGAUGGACAAGAUCUGGCCAGCCCUUUUUCUGUCGCCAUUGCAGGAGCAGUACGGGACCGAGAGAAAAGGUUGGAAGAGAAGAGGAAAUCAACAGUCUUCCUUUCUGUAGGUGCCAUUGAAAGCGACACAGCACCCAACAUCCCAGCUCUGCAACAGUCCAGGUCAGUUGAUGAGAGACUACUGAGUAGCAGUGACAGGUCUCUCCGAUCGCCAAUCCCAUCACCUGUCUCCUCCUCAAGACCACCAGCAAGCACACCUGUGACUUUUAUACAUCCCCUCACAGGGAAGCCGCUGGAUCCCAAUUCACCACUGGCACUUGCGCUGGCCGCAAGGCAGCGGGCAUUGGUUGCCGAAACACAACAUCAGCGGGCGGCCGGAAGCAGUGAAACUGUAAAAGCUCAGGAGAGAAACGCCCCUCUGUACACGGAGAGCCACAGCAAAGAGGCAAAGAAAACAGAAGUCGAGGGCCUCACAUCACCUCCCUUCUCUCCAGAGGACAAAGCAAGCUACAAAAUAGAAACUAGACCAGGGCAGGUAGAAAAACCAGAACGAGAAGAGAAGAGAGUGGAAGAGAAGAAGAGUAUGCUUAUCAACAUAGUGGAUACAUCACAACAGAAAACAGCAGGUCUGCUGAUGGUCCAUGCAACGAGUAAUGGACAAGAGUCAGAACUUCAAGAAACUCCAACGACUGCCUUGAAGCCAUCAUCACCACAGCCUCAACCGUCCCCUACCGAGACACUCGCUUCUCAGCCUCCCAGUGCUGUUUCUGAGCCUCCACCUACUGAAGCACCUGGGAAAACCCAAACUCAAGGAAGUUCUGAUGAAGAUGUGGAGCCAUUUGCCAUUUCUCUCCCUCCACUGCUGUCCUCAAGCGACGAGGAAACAAGAGAAGAACUUGCAAAGAUUGGGCUUGUGCCACCUCCUGAUGAAUUUGCAAAUGGCAUCUUCAUCCAAGCCGAGGCUGAAAAAACUGCCAGCCAUCCCAGUAGACCUCCAACGGCAGCACCUUCAACUACUGGCAUUUCACCCUCAGGGAAGCCUUCAGAUGCCCCACCUUCAGAAGCAAGCGUGGACUCGGGUGUAGAAGAAAUAGACACGAGAAGCAGUAGUGAUCAUCACCUGGAAACCACAAGCACGAUUUCAACCGUCUCCAGCAUGUCCACAUUGUCGUCAGAGAGCGGAGAGCCCUUGGACACAUACACAUCAUUUGCUGAUGGACAGACCUUCAUACUCGAGAAGCCUCCAGUGCCUCCAAAGCCAAAGCUAAAGUCCCAACUCAACAAAGGGCCAGUCACAUUCAGGGACCCUCUCUUGAAGCAGACCUCAGACAGUGAGCUUGUUGCCCAACACCAGCCGUCCGCGCUGCCCCCCGGCGUAGGACGGUCUCGCUACCUCAUACAGAGAAAGUCCAAGUUGUGGGGGGAUGCCGUUGAGCCCAGGCCCAUUCAGAUGGUUGAGGGCAGCAAACCCACUGUAAUAAGCGAGCUGAGCUCCAGGCUGCAGCAAUUAUCUAAGGAUACUCACUCACUCGGGGACGAGCCGUCAACAGCCUCUCUAGAAAUAGGAAAGAGGUCACCUGUUGUCACUGCACGACUUUUCAGUAGUUUAGGAGAGCUGAACACGAUAUCCCAGCGGAGCUUUGGGGCGACAUUCACCAUCCGUCCUGGCUCUAGGCAGCCUGUCACCCGCCGGGCCCCGAGCCCUGGGAAGCCCGGCGUCGAAUCAAGGACAGAAGCCGGCAUCAGCUCGCCGAGGCCCUCACCACUCUCCACCCCGACGCAGACCCCCCCCACCAUCCUGAAAUCUUCCAGCCUCAACAUUCCCCAUGAGCCGAAGGAGGUGCGGUUUGUGGUGCGGAGCGCCAGUGCUCGCAGCCGAUCCCCAUCUCCCUCCGGCGUCGCCAUGCAUUCCUUGCUCCCCCCUAAGCCCUUCUGCCAGAAACCCAUGGCGAUGUGGAACAAGUACGACGUAGCGGACUGGCUCGACAGUCUGAACCUAUCAGAACACAGAGAGAGCUUCUUACACAAUGAAAUAGAAGGCUCCCACCUACCCGCCUUGACAAAAGAUGACUAUGUGGAACUUGGAGUCACAAGAGUGGGACAUCGAAUGAACAUCGAACGGGCGUUGAAACAUUUUAUAGACAGCUAGCUCCACUGGUGGGGGAGAGGAGGGGGUGGGUGGGGC